AAAAGACGCAGCUCGGGACAAGAUGGCGGCCGCCGGUCCGGCCUCAGGCCCUGGGCGGCUCCCGGCUCGUCCCCGGCCCGGCCCCGCUCGUUUUCGGGGCUGUUUGGCCGGGGCGUUGUUGGGGGAUUGCCUGGGAGCUGUUUUCGAAGGCAGAAGCGUCGUGAAACUGCCGGAGCUGCUGAGUUUCCUCAGAGGGCUGGAACCGGCGCCGCCUGAGGAGGAAGGGGGAGAGGCGGCGGGGAGCGCGCGAGGAGAGUCGCUGCCCUACACGGACGACACAGCCAUGAGCAGGUCGGUGGUGCAGUCCCUGCUGGCCAGGGGGGAGUUCGACGAGGUUGACAUGGCCAAGAGGUUUGCUGAGGAGUACAAGAAGGAGCCCAACAGGGGUUAUGGGAUGGCCGUGGUCAACGUCUUCAAGAAACUGCUGAGUCCCAAGUGCAGCGACGUGUUCGAGCCCGCGAGGGCCCAGUUCAACGGGAAGGGCUCCUACGGGAACGGCGGGGCCAUGAGGGUGGCCGGCAUCCCCCUCGUCUACGCCGACACCCAGGAUGUCAAGAAGUUCGCGAAGCUGAGCGCGGAGCUGACCCACGCCAACUCCCUGGGCUACAACGGGGCCAUCCUGCAGGCCCUGGCCGUGCACCUGGCACUGCAGGGAGGGCUCAGCAGGGAAACCUUCCUGGAGCAGCUCAUCAGCCACAUGGAGCACGUGGAGGCGGAUGACAAGUCUCUCAGCGACGCCCGGGCGCUGGGAUUUGAGGAUUUACCGUUUUCCAGGCGUCUAAAGAAAAUCAAGGAGUUUUUGGAGUUCAGCAGCAUUCCCAAAGAAGAUGUGUUGUUUGAGUUAGGCAAUGGCAUCGCUGCUCUGCGCUCCGUCCCCACUGCCAUUUACUCCUUCCUGCGCUGCAUGGACGCUGAUCCCGACAUUCCCGAGCACUACAAUGCCCUGCAGAGAACCAUCAUCUACUGCAUCUCCCUGGGGGGGGACACGGACACCAUCGCCACCAUGGCGGGGGCCAUCGCCGGCGCCUACUACGGCGAGGAGCAGGUGCCCCCGAGCUGGGAGCAGAGCUGUGAGGCUUUCCAGGAGACCCAGAGGAUGGCCAAGAGCUUGUAUGAACUCUACUGCCAGCGGCUCUGAGCUCCAGGGGAGCUCCAGGGGUUUCCUGAAGGCGAAGAGAUGGUCACCUCUGGUUUUGUGGUCAGAUCCAGCGGUGGAUCCGUGCCGUCGGUGACACCAGCAAGCCUCACCUGGGAAAGGUGCCUGCUGCUGUCAGCUGGGAGCAUGAGCUGCCUUGGAAGGGAGGGGACAUCCCCUGCAGUCAUGGAUCAGCUGGGAAGUGGCUGCACGUGGCACCUUGGACAGUGGGUGCAGCUCUUCUGAGUGUACAGGAGUGUCUUGUUUUCCAUGGGAUUUCUGCUGCUUACUUUGUCCACCGUUGUGCCAUUUGUCAUUGCAGUUACUGGGGGGUGUCUGAAUCUGUGGACUUUUUCCCUGUUUUCCUCUGCUCCUGUGUCCGUGGCCUGUGUUGUGGUGGUCAGUGGCCCAUCCAGUGGCUUUGGGAGGCUCCACACCCCUCGCACAGCAGCAGGUCACUCUCAGCUGGUCAGCUAAGGGAUGUCACAGGAGUCACCAGAGGCCUGGGUUGUCCCCUGUGCUGAGUGAGGAUGCCAGAGCACAGACCUCCCAGGGAGAUUUGUUCCCCCAAAGGCAGAAUGAGAAGUGCCAGAGAAAGAAGGGAUUUCUUUGCAUCACUGGUGGCGCUGUGAGAGACCUUUGUUGCCUGCAGACAAUCCCUGCUGGGAGAGGGUGUCCCUGAUUGCUGCUGCUCCUGUGUCCUUUGCCCUGUGAUCCAGCAGGCACCAUCACCUGCUGCAUUUCGUGUUCCCUUGCACAGCUGCUGUCACACUGCUGCAGCUGCUCUGGCUGCUCCUGUGCUCCUCACUCGUGCAUCCCACAUUUUUAACGUCCUGUGUAUCAUGUGUCCCCAGAGCACCAAGUGAGAUUCCUGUUUAAAUCACGGUAUCACAGUACUCUGAGUUGGAAGGGACACACGAGGAUCACAGGAGUCCAGCUCCCAGGGAGACCAAAUAUGGGGUGGAGAUAGCUGUGAAACCUGGUGUCACAGGGGUGGAAUUCCCAGUUCUCUCGGUGGUAAAAGUGACUUGAGCAGGAUGCAGGAGUUACUUCUCACAGUUCUAGUCCUCUGUAUUGGAUAAGAAUUACCCAAAAUUAGAGGGGAAUGUGGGUUAAUUGGGGGAGAAUUUAUCAAUGUUUAGAAGCAGCUGGUGCUGGUGGCCAGGAACACUCUAGCACAGCUGUAUUCCAGAAUUUCACAUUCAAAACCUUUUCCUGCUGGAGCUGGUGAGAAAGGGAGAAACAGCUUGGGAAUGGCACGUCUAGAAAAGGGUUGGAAGCUUUUUUUAAUAAUUGAAAACAAAAAGUCAUCAUAUGGAAGCGUUUAUAAAUUUGAAUGUGACUCUGUUAUUUCUCCAGUAUUUCUUGUGACACCGGGAAGUGCCCGUUGUGCUCCCCGGUGGUGUUGGCACGUGGGGGCUGUGUCAGGCUGCAUGCAAUGUGGGAAUCUGGCUGCCACAGGUCCUUCCAGUUUUCCUUGUAGUCUGCUUCCUUCAAGUGCCAGUCUUUUGUGUGAUACUUUAAUGGGUUUUCCUUGUAUAAGUGGAUUCUUGUCCUGGGAACAUGUGGAAUUUUGGCCUGUUGUAUAUUUCUGUAUUGUGCUGCAGAUCUGAGCUGUAAAAUGUCAGGUUUUCCACAUUAUUCUGCCAGAGGGGCGACCAGAUUCAUGGAAUUAUUUAAAAGAAGAUAUUUUUCUUUUAAAGCAGCUUUAUAAUUUUAAAUGUUUGGAACUCACGGAGAGCAAAGAGCUCCUGUUUAAAGACUAGAGCUUGUUUUAGGCCAAAAUUUAAACAUGUACUAAAACCUUUAGCUCUGACUUCCUCGGAAAGGAAUAAAAUCCCUCAGUUAUCUUUGUUAAUUA
Messenger RNA from Chiroxiphia lanceolata (lance-tailed manakin), 2996 nucleotides. RefSeq names its product ADP-ribosylserine hydrolase (gene ADPRS). The coding region runs from base 23 to 1138 and encodes 371 amino acids. Lineage: Eukaryota; Metazoa; Chordata; Aves; Passeriformes; Pipridae. Gene Ontology annotation, cellular component: nucleus; mitochondrion. The record is from RefSeq and is a predicted model, not a curated record. The transcript has 6 exons.